Messenger RNA from Elaeis guineensis (African oil palm), 1916 nucleotides. Its product is annotated as protein ACCELERATED CELL DEATH 6. The record is from RefSeq and is a predicted model, not a curated record. Gene Ontology annotation, molecular function: protein binding. NCBI's taxonomy places the organism in Eukaryota, Viridiplantae, Streptophyta, Magnoliopsida, Arecales, Arecaceae.
GCAAAAAGUAGGCAUUCCAAUCAACAGGCUGCAAGGCAUACAUGCCCUAAGUGGCGGAGGCUAAAGCAACAGCCUUCAGAAUACCUGCAGAUACUUUGCCCGAGGAGGAGAGCAUGACCACCGAAAUAGUAAAAACAUAUUCCGAUCUUGAAGUUCCUGAGAAAGAAGUCCAAACCCAACGCAUAGCUAUAAAUCCUGAAUUGCUCGUAGCAGCAAGAUCAGGACGCAAAGAUAUUCUGGAUAAAUUGCUGCAACCAAAAGAUGUUCCUUCUAGAGCUCCGAUGGGGGAGUUCACAAUAGCAGUAUCGGAGGAAUCUGCAACACAAAAAAAUACCAGCUGCCUCCUUGGAGUAACACCAGAUGGGAACACAAUCCUCCAUAUAGUUGCUAGUCGAGGACAUCUAGAGCUUGCCCAGGAGAUUUGUCACCGAGAGAGAUCUCUUUUGGUGGCACAAAAUAUAAGGCUUGACACCCCACUACAUUGUGCUGCAAGGGUUGGGGAUGACAAGAUGGCCUCCCUCAUCAUCUUGUUCGCAAAGGAGGAUAAGAUCGAAGCGAGAGUGCUGACAGCAAAGAAUAGGGAUGAUGCUAAUGCUUUGCAUGAGGCCGUCAAAUAUAACCAUGUGCACGUGGCUAAUGUAUUGAUGGAGGAGGAUGAUGAACUGGCAUCCAAGUCGAACUGUGCCGGUAUGUCUCCACUCUACCUAGCCAUCAUGAUGGGAUCGCUAAAUGUAGCCAAAGCAUUGCUGCAGUCUUCUUCCUGGGAAAAAGCUUCUUUAGAAUCUUAUGCAGGUCCUAAUAAGCAUACCGCACUACAUGUAGCUGUUCGCAUAAGCCGAGAAAUUACAGAAGCCAUAUUGCGACGGGAGCCCACGCUCGCCAUAGGUGCUGAUGACUUGGGGCGAAUUCCUCUACAUUAUGCAGCUUCAAAUGGUCAUCGUGAUAUAGUGGAGCUAUUAUUAAAGCUCUAUUCGGCGUACCACCAAAAUUGCUUGCUUGCAAAGAGGAUGUAUCAUCCAGCGAUGGGGACAAAACGAAACCAUCCAGUGUUGAUGAGGUCAAGGAAAAAUCACCGAGUGAUGAAGACAAAAAGAAGCCAUCCGUUGAUGAUAAGGCCAAAGAAGAUGCAUCCAGCGAUUAGGAAAAAGAAUUGAAGAUGGCUGAUGCAGGAUGAAGAACUGAAGAAACAACUGGAUGUACCCAAAAAUCUGGCGCUUGUUACGGUGUUGAUUGCCACAGUCACAUUUGCUGCUGGUGUCGCAGUCCCCGGAGGAUAUAUAGAUGAUGAUCAUCCAGGCCAUGGCACAUCAGUUCUAGCAAAGGAGUAUCCUUUCAAGGUGUUCCAAGUCUCUGAUGCCUUCGCAUUCGUCUGUUCCAUCUUAGCCACGUUUUGGCUCAUGGAUGCAGGAACAUCAACCGUUGAUAAACAUGCUCGCCGGCGAGCCCUUUCUUUCGCUUGGCAGUGUCUAUGGGUGGCAUUUAGCGGUAUGUCCACUGCAUUCGCGAUGGGUAUACAUGCAACGUUGGCUCACAGCUGCAAGAGUAUUAGCAUUCUUUUAUGCAUCAUUGCUCUCGCAACCCCUAUUUUAGCUAAUGUGGUGUCACACUAUAACCUCUAUAAAUUUAGGAAAACAGUUGGCAUCAGGCAAGGGUAUAGACAUUGGAUUUGGCCAACCACCUUACACCCGCAUGUUGAAAAUAUUCUUCGUCCUAUAUUGAUGCCCCGUGGAGCCAUCAUUUCUUACCUGCUUCCAAUAUUGGGCAGUUAUGUUAUCUUUUUCCUAUUACCUAUGCUCUUGGCGCGUAAAAGUUAAAACCAUUGGAAGAAGCACUUUAUUAGCAUGCGUGGCUAAUAGAUGUCCGAGGAAUAGUUGCUUGUAUAUUACAUUAAGAACAAUGUGCUAAUUAUCCUUUCU